This is a messenger RNA of Vitis vinifera (wine grape), 2880 nucleotides long. RefSeq names its product receptor-like kinase TMK4. Gene Ontology annotation, biological process: protein phosphorylation. The transcript is spliced from 2 exons. Bases 1 to 2781 code for a protein of 926 amino acids. Lineage: Eukaryota; Viridiplantae; Streptophyta; Magnoliopsida; Vitales; Vitaceae. The record is from RefSeq and is a predicted model, not a curated record. Gene Ontology annotation, molecular function: protein binding; protein kinase activity; ATP binding.
AUGGAGGAUUCGUCCACACCCAUGCUCCUCCUCACUUUCACUUACCUCUGUCUUUCUCUCUCGGCCAACACCACCACCGCAGAUGAAGCCGCCUUCAUGACCAAGCUGGCCGCUGCCCUCUCCCCAACCCCGUCUGGCUGGUCCGGCACCAACCACUGCAAAUGGUCCGGAGUCAAGUGCGACGCCAUCGGCCAAGUCAUCUCCAUCAAUCUUGCUUCCAGGUCGCUUUCGGGCAUGUUGCCUUCUGACAUAAAUCAGCUUCCCCAGCUGCAGGCACUGUCUCUCCAAAAGAAUCAGCUCUCGGGCCCCCUACCAUCUCUCUCAAACCUCACGUCUCUCCAGAGCGUCUUUCUCGAUAACAACAACUUCUCUUCCGUUCCGCCUGAGUUCCUCCUAGGCCUCAACAGCUUACAAACGUUUAGCAUCAGCGUGAACCCUAGCCUGCAGCCCUGGAGAAUCCCAGAACAUCUUUCUGAGUCCACAAGCCUGGCCUCCUUGUUGGCAAGCAAUGCUAAUAUUUUUGGUACAAUUCCAGACAUAUUUGGAUCAUUCCCCAAUUUACAAUCCGUGAGGCUUUCUUACAACAAUCUUACCGGCCCUCUGCCGCCUUCGUUUGGUGGCUCUGGGAUCCAGAACUUGUGGCUCAAUAAUCAAAAAGUAGGGCUUUCGGGCAGGCUCGAUGUGCUUGGAGCAAUGGUGCAGCUGUCACAGGCUUGGCUCCAUGCUAACGCCUUUUCGGGUCCCAUCCCUGAUCUUUCCAACAGCAGUGCCAUUUUUGAUCUACAACUUCGCGAUAAUCAGCUCACGGGUGUUCUUCUUCCUUCAUUAUUUUCCCAUCCUAGGCUCGUUAAUAUAUCUUUGCAGAACAAUAAGUUGCAAGGGCCAUAUCCUAAUUUUUCCAAAACCGUGGAGGUUACAUUAGGAUCGACCAACAACUUUUGUAACCCACAACCAGGUCCAUGCGAUCCUCAGGUCACUGCACUGCUUGAGGUGGCCAAAGCCUUGGGAUACCCGAUGAUAUUGGCUCAAUCUUGGGAAGGAAAUGAUGCUUGUAAGGGAUGGAGUUUUAUUUCAUGUGAUGCGCAAGGAAAAAAUGUGACUAUAGUUAAUUUUGGGAAGCAAGAGUGGAGUGGGUCGAUUUCACCUGCCUUUGCCAAUCUUACCUCACUGAGGAAUUUGCUUUUAAAUGACAAUGACCUCAGUGGUACAUUGCCAGCUAGCUUGACAAGCCUUAAAGAGCUUCGCAUUUUGGACAUCUCCAAUAAUAACCUUUCUGGGAGUUUACCACAUUUUCCAUCAGCAGUUUCUGUCAAAGCCCAAGGUAAUAACCUUCUUGGCACCAAUUCAACCUCUGCAGGUGACGGAGGGGCGUCGGGAUCAGGAAGUCCUGCUUCUAAUUCAGAUUCUACACCAACUACAACCCCAUCCAAAGCCACAAGCUCUUCUUCCUCUCCGGGGUUCCUUGUUAGUGUUAUUGUUGGUUCCGCUGUUUUCAUGGGCAUUGUGUCAUUAGUAAUUUAUGGUCUGUAUGCCAAAAGACGCCAUAGGAAAUUAGUAAUGUCGAAAAGAUCGCUGAAGGGGAAGGGAAGUGUAAGGAGUUUGAUAACGGGUAAAGCGAAUGGCAAUGGUACAAGUGGAUCUGAUUCGGACAAUCAAAGCAGUUCUAGCGGCGAUAUGCAUGUUUAUGAUGGUGGCAAUGUUGCUAUUCCAAUAGAGGUUCUACGGCAAGUGACAAACAAUUUCGAUGAAGCCAACAUCUUGGGUAAGGGAGGAUUUGGGGUUGUCUACAGAGGGGAACUCCACGAUGGGACACAAAUAGCGGUGAAAAGGAUGGAAUCUGCCAUUGUGGGCACAAAGGGGCUGAGCGAGUUUCAGGCGGAAAUCGGGGUUCUCACAAAAGUUAGGCACAGGCAUUUAGUUGCACUACUUGGUUUUUGCAUCAAUGGCAAUGAGAGGCUGCUGGUCUAUGAGUAUAUGCCGCAAGGGACUUUAGGGCAGCACUUGUUUGAAUACAAUGAGACCGGGUUCUCUCCUCUUACUUGGAAGCAAAGGAUUACAAUUGCGUUGGACGUGGCCAAAGGGAUGGAAUAUUUGCACAGCUUGGCACAGCAGAGUUUUAUUCACCGCGAUUUGAAACCAUCUAAUAUCCUUCUUGGAACUGACAUGAGAGCCAAGGUUUCUGAUUUUGGUUUGGUUAAGAAUGCGCCUGAUGGGAAGUACUCGGUCGAGACACGGUUGGCUGGGACAUUUGGAUACCUUGCACCUGAAUAUGCUGCUACGGGAAGAGUGACGAUAAAGGUGGAUGUUUUUGCAUUUGGGGUGGUCUUGAUGGAGAUGAUCACGGGUAGAAAGUCACUAGAUGAAGCCUUGCCAGAGGAGAAGUCACAUCUGGUUAGUUGGUUCCGGAGAGUCCUCCCUAACCCAGACAACAUCAGAGAUGCCUUGGAUCCCUCCCUACACCCUGAUGAAGAAACCUUUAGAAGCAUCUGCGAAGUAGCAGAACUAGCAGGACACUGCACAGCUCGUGAGCCACACCAGAGACCAGACAUGAGCCAUGCAGUUAAUGUUUUAUCGCACCUUUUAGACGAAUGGAAACCUUCAGCUGAUGAUGAAGAAAAUGAUAACUUUGGCAUUGAUGACUUCAACUUGAGCCUUCCUCAAGCCUUGGAGAGAUGGCAAGCUAAUGAAGGGACUUCCAGUAUGACCCUUAAUCUCUACAACAGUGGAGCACAGAGCAUAUCAAAAAAGCGAUCAGCGUCUCAUUCAUUGGAUCAGCAAUGACUAGAAUGAGCUUUACAAAUGCUUAUAUAACCAUUCAUUUACCUGGGUUUUCUCCUGUUCUUCUAUUUGUUUUAGUUUUUGUACUCAUAGACCAUUGAU